AGAGAGAGGAGAGAGAGAGAGGAGGGGGAGACUCACACAGAGUCCUGCUUUUCUGAGCUGAGAGCUGACGGUUCCUAAGCAGAAAGUAUUAGGAGAAACACAGCAUCUUGUCUCUUUGCUGCAUUUACACAAUGAAAUCACUUCUAUUUUUAUUCCUGCUAACCGGCCGGUUUUGCUUGAAUCUACUCCGAGCGAUGGACAAUGGAAACAAACAAGUACUUAAAAACUACUAGGAAAAAAACAUAAAAAAAGGAGGAGAAAAACCCAAACAAACCCAACCACGCUGGGAUGAGGAUUACUCACUUUAGCGCUGGCUGCGGUCGCACGCAGAAGCUGCGGUGCCGAGGAGGGUCGGAACCGUCUGCCCAGUUUGCCCCCAGAUGCCCCGGCAAGCUAUGGGAAAAUCUCUGGGAAGCCCAGCCCGCCGCAGGAGCCCGGGCGCCGCUGCAGGCAGCCGCAGCACAUCCCGCUUCGCCUCCUCUCUCUCUCCCGGGCCCUGGGGCCGAGGAAGCAAUCGAGGUCAGCCGCCCAGUUCCCGGGGUCCGGCCGUGGUACAGCCCGCAGGGUGAUGCAAGGUGCCUGGCUGCUCCGCUCCUCCCCGGCGAGCCAUCGUCACCGAGAAGGAAUGGUCCCCGUCCUGGGCGGUGAAAGAUGGCAAAA
Molecule: messenger RNA, 660 nt
Organism: Empidonax traillii (willow flycatcher)
Lineage: Eukaryota; Metazoa; Chordata; Aves; Passeriformes; Tyrannidae
Product: translation initiation factor IF-2-like
Exons: 2
Coding region: 289-648 (119 amino acids)
Source: RefSeq, a predicted model, not a curated record